Molecule: messenger RNA, 999 nt
Organism: Endocarpon pusillum Z07020
Lineage: Eukaryota; Fungi; Ascomycota; Eurotiomycetes; Verrucariales; Verrucariaceae
Exons: 3
Coding region: 1-999 (332 amino acids)
Source: RefSeq, a predicted model, not a curated record
AUGUCCCUCUCAUCUAUGAAUUGCGAGAAUCUGGUUUGGGCUGGCGAUAUGCCUGGUGAGGUAGCAUGGACCAAUCAUGUCCACAACCUCCAUACUUUCGAGUAUAAAGGCUUCCGUCAUCUUGCUUAUAGCCAUUCAAAACUGGAUGCAGAUGGUCUGAAUACUGGAGAGAAUACCAUCUUGAACAGCCAGUACGAGGUUGUGGCUCAUUUUAAGAAACCGGACAGCGUUGAGGAAUUGGACCCCCAUGAGUUCACUGUAAUCGACAAUGGCACCAAGAUCAUUCAGCUAGGCUACAUACGACAUCCCUCGGAUUGGCCACUUGUGCCAAAUGGCAUCGUCAGAGAAGGCGUAGUCCAAGUGGUGGAUUUUGCGACAAGGAAAGUGGAAUUCGAGUGGCGUGCACUGGAUCAUGUACCAUUGUGCGAGACUUGUCUGGUCAUUCCAAAUCUUGACUAUUUUCAUAUAAAUUCUGCUGUAAGAGACUCUCGCGGCGACUUAUUUAUCAUCGCAUUUCAUACUUGCACUAUUUAUAAAAUCAGCGGCGCUACCGGAGCUAUCGUCUGGCGUCUCGGAGGCUGGAAAAGUGAUUUCAAGAUGCUUGAUGGAUACGAGUUAAGGCACAUGCAUCACCUACAAAUUCAAGAUCUCAAUGAAGUCAAGCUGCCAACAGCGCUCCGCGGACGGGUCACGAAUAAGACUCAUUUAGCAUUGUCAAUCUUAGACAAUGCCUUUAAUCCCAUAUUUAGGAGACCACUGUCCGCAAACUCGUCCUCUGCAAUGGUCAUUCUGCUGGACCUUGUUGCAAUGACAGGACAAGUUAUCGAGCGAUACACGCAACCAGACGGAAUGUUUGGCACCAUAUUCGGAAGUUUCCAAUUUCUACCCAAGGGCGAGCGCUUUAUCAGCUGGGGAGGGCAGCGCAGCUUCUCGCAAUUCACACAGAAUAAUGAGCUUAUAUGUCGAACGUUGCUGACUAAUCAGGAGAAUAGAAUCUGA